Neoarius graeffei (lesser salmon catfish) is the source of this 3753-nucleotide messenger RNA. It is a transcript of the gene vwa5b1, whose product is annotated as von Willebrand factor A domain containing 5B1. Bases 1 to 3753 code for a protein of 1250 amino acids. NCBI's taxonomy places the organism in Eukaryota, Metazoa, Chordata, Actinopteri, Siluriformes, Ariidae. The record is from RefSeq and is a predicted model, not a curated record. The transcript has 21 exons.
AUGCCAGGUCUGAUCAACAAGGCCAAGCGCAGCGCGCUCCCACUCAGUGUCUCUGACAUCACUUCCUGUGUCCGGGGUUACACCUUGGCCAUGACAGCCUCCAUGACGUAUGAAAACAUUGAGGAUCACCCCGUAGAAGGUAUCUUCAUUUAUCCACUGGAGGAGGGCUCGAUUGUGGUGGGCUUUGAGGCGAUGAUAUCCAGUCAGAUAAUAACGGUGCAGAUCAAAGACAAGACAAAAAUCGAAGAUUGCUACUUUGACACAGCAACCAACGGAAAUCUACAGCAUGGCAAUGGUCAUGUGGUACUUGAUGAGGAUCUGGAGAGGAUGGUGUUGGUGGUAAACCUGGGAGUCAUUCCACCUCUGGAGACUGUGAAUGUGUUGGUCAGCACCUCCUAUGAGCUUUCCACCCUUCCAAACGGGGGCAUCCGUGUCACCUCACCGCAAGUCUGCACUCCGAGAGUCCAGCGCUCCAUUAAAGAGGAGCAGGCCUUCUCUCCCAACAUAAGCAGGAAGAGAGAAAGACACCACUGCUCUCUGGGGUCUCAUGAGCAGAUGGGUUCAAGCAACCAACUGUGUUUGUCCUGGCUACUGGAGGAGGAAUCUAUCAACUCCAUUGACUAUGAGUUCAACUUCCAGCUAGAGAUCAGAGGACCAUAUCUACUGGCAGGAGUAGAGAGCCCUUCUCAUGCCAUCCGGGCAGAUGCUGACCCCUCUGCCCGUUCUGCUACCAGCAUUGUGGUCACCCUGGCAGAUAAAUACACCUAUGACUGUCCUGUGGAAAUCCUCAUCUACCCCAGUGAGCCACACCUGCCUCACGUGCUUAUCGAGGAUGGAGACAUGACGCUGGAAGAGUAUGACGAACAUCUGAAGGGGAGGAGUGACUACAUCAAGGCCAUCAAGAAGGACUCUAGCAAUGAAAAGAAAGUGGAUAUCAUUCAUAAAAGGCUUCAUAAAGACAUUCUUCACAACCCUGUGGUUAUGCUGAACUUCUGCCCUAACCUGCAGUCCAUGACCUCUAACCUGCGCAGGGUGCAGGGGGAGUUUAUCUUCCUUAUUGACCGCAGUGGGAGUAUGGGUGGUGUCAAUAUCAUCAGGGUUAAGGAUGCCAUGGUGGUGAUUCUGAAAAGCCUUUUUCCCGCCUGCCUGUUCAAUAUUAUCAGCUUUGGUUCAACGUUUAAACCGCUGUUUGCCACCAGUCAGAGCUAUGAUGAGGAAAGCUUAGGCACAGCGUGCAAAUAUAUAAAGAAGAUCCAGGCUGACAUGGGUGGUACCAACAUCCUGGCCCCGCUGAACUGGAUCCUGAGGCAGCCGGUGCAGUGCAGUCAUCCUCGCCUGCUCUUUAUCCUCACCGAUGGAGCCGUCAGUAACACGGGCAAGGUCAUCGAGCUGGUCCGCAGUCAUGCCCGAUUCAUCAGGUGCUAUACGUUUGGUAUAGGUCAAGGAGCCUGCAGGCGGCUCAUCCAGGGCCUCGCGACUGUUUCCAGAGGCGCUGCUGAGUUCCUGGCAGAAGGAGAAAGACUGCAGCCCAAGAUGAUUAAAUGCCUGAAGAAGUCCAUGGCUCCUGUUCUGAGUGACAUCUCCAUUGAAUGGCUUUAUCCUGAGACUAAGGAAGUGCUACUGUCUCCAAUGGGAAGCACAUACCUGUUUCCUGGCGACCGGUUGAUUGGAUACAGCGUGGUGUGUGACACAACACGCUACCACUCCAACCCCAAGUCCGACAAGCGAAGGCGCUACAGCAUGAUGCGCUCCAACGAGUCGGCCAGCUCCGUGUUCUACCACAGUCAGGAAGAGGAACCAGGAAAGACUGGCUCGGCUGGGCAUAGUGCUGCCAGGGAUAUAUUAAGCACAGGAAUGUUUGAUGCACACCAGAGCACCAUGUCUGAAAGCAGCCCUGGCAUGGUGGAACAAGAUGGCAUUGGGACUAAUAUGAGCUCUUCACUGAGACGGCGUGCAUACAGCACCAAUCAGAUUGAAGACUACAAUCCCCUAAAGAAGGCCUACACUUCCAGUGAUCCGAGCUCAGUGGUGGGGAAAAACCCUCUGAGGAGAGCCAAGGUCCAGGAGCUCAUCGGACAGACAAGUCCUGAUAAUGGAGUUCAGUGGAAGAUGAACUAUCAGCCUCAGCUGGCCAGCCUGUGUGCCACUUCGUCUAAAGGGUAUGGACACCCACUGUCUGAUGAACCCCAUGGAGACACUGAACCAGAACAAACUCAGGUGAAUCCCAAUGCGCAGGCAGCCACCCGCGGCCCAAACAAGGAGAAUGGCUCCAAAUCCUCCAGUGACAGCCCUUCCCUGGGUAGCACAGGAGAAGCAGAUGGCUACACUUAUCAGCUCUGUGAAGCAGAAACGCCUCAAGAUCCACACGUUCCAGACUUCAAGCCCAUGAGCAAAGGUAAAGGAGAUUGCAAGGCAGUCAUCUCGGGACUGCUGUGUGGGAAACCUGUGAAAUGGGAGGUGAUCUUCGACAUUGAACCCUACCUGAAAGGGCGUGAGCGAGAGGAAAAGGUUCAUGAGGAUCUGUGGAACGAAACCUUCCAUCAUCUGGCUGCGAGGUCAAUUAUUCAGGACUUUGAGCAGAUGGCUGACAAAGAGUGCGAGAUUGAGCACGGUUCUGGUAGGCGCUAUCAGCUGUACGCCACACAGACUAGCAAAGCUUGCAACAUCCUGAGCAAAUACACAGCCUUCGUGCCCAUUGAUCUCGACAGCAAUGAAUAUUUACCCAUUUCUAUUGAGUAUCUAUACAAUGGGGAAGAGCGGAAGGGUGGCUCACAUUCGAACCAGCGUUCAGGAAGCAGGAAGAGCCGCGGUUAUUCGGCGGGUUUGGAUCACUCACAGUCCGGCUGCCUGGCUGAAGGAGAAGACCAAACAAUGCCAACUUUUGAAGACAAAGCCUCUCCUUGUAGCACUCCCUCAUCAGCUGGAUGGGAACAGUUCAGCUUCACAGAAGCCUCUCAAAGGAGUCCGACGGUGACCUCAGACCAUUCGCAGAGAUCAGUGGAAAGCCUCUUCUCAGCCAGAUUGAGCCUCACCAGAACACGGCUCCUAACUAAAGCAGCCCGGGGCUUCAUGUGCCGCGCACAAAGCAAAGCUGAUUCAGUGGGAGAGAGUGAUAAUGACAGCAAGGACUACAUCCCUCUGGUGUCUCUGCAGCUGUCCUGUGGUGCAUUUGUCCUGGACGCUGCCUUGUGCGAGGCCAUAAACGUCCCCAUGGACAAACUGAAGUGGACGUCACCGUUCACCAGCCACAGACUCAGCCUCCCGCACCUUUCCCACUCCAGCAGCAGGAGAACCGACAGUCUGGAGGUCCAGCACAGCUGUUCACCUCCACCUAAAGACUCUGAUCUCUCUGAAUCUGAAGACAUGGUGCCUCACAGCCCCCAAACCGAAAGCAUCUCAUCUGGUUUGGGUGAGGCCUCGCUCUCACCCAGCUAUUUGCAAUCCAACAUUUUAGGAAACGCAGACGCAUUGGUCUCGCCUGGAGCUGUGCAGAGAAUGGCGCAGGAGCCAGAGAGCAUGGUAUGGGCUACAGCUGUGGCCUUAGCGUGGCUUGAGAACAACUCAGCGAGCUAUUUCAUUGAAUGGGAGCUGAUCGCGGCCAAAGCGAGCCUGUGGCUGGAUGAGCAGGAGGUGCCUGAGGGACGAGAGCUGGCAGCAGUGAAGGCAGCGGCCAAUCAGCUCUUCAUCAUCCUCAGACACUGGGAUGAAAACCUGCAGCUCAACAUGCUGUGCUACAACCCCAACAGCAUGUAG